AUGCGAGAAACCGGAGUGGAUGACCACGGAUACAGACAUCCCCGAUGGAGUGGAUUCCUACUAUUUGCGCGCCAACACCGGCCCGCGAUUCCUUCUAGGGCGGGGGUGCUCUCGCGUCCCUCCAUCACCACCUGCCAGACCGCGGGCAAAUUUGUCAUUACUAGUAUCGAGUCCAGUUACUUGUACGGGGCCUCUAUUUUGGAUCAGUCAUUCACUCUGCAGAGCGUCCAUCAGGUUUACCAUAUGCUAGACGGGGCGAUCAGUGUGGCUAUCGAUGGAGAAGUCAACGUCGUUCGAGUGGGCGAGACGAGUUUCAUCGCCGCCGGAAUCAAGAUUCAAAUCGCCUUUCUGGAGAAGUAUACUCGCUUUUGGGCGCUCGCUAGUGGCGACUGGCUGGAGUCUCCAGUUGAGAACGCCGGAAUAACCGUAUAA
Aspergillus homomorphus CBS 101889 is the source of this 432-nucleotide messenger RNA. RefSeq lists its product as uncharacterized. The record is from RefSeq and is a predicted model, not a curated record. NCBI's taxonomy places the organism in Eukaryota, Fungi, Ascomycota, Eurotiomycetes, Eurotiales, Aspergillaceae. Bases 1 to 432 code for a protein of 143 amino acids. The transcript has a single exon.